This is a messenger RNA of Chlorocebus sabaeus (green monkey), 5546 nucleotides long. It is a transcript of the gene PYHIN1, whose product is annotated as pyrin and HIN domain family member 1. Gene Ontology annotation, biological process: activation of innate immune response; cellular response to interferon-beta. Gene Ontology annotation, cellular component: nucleolus; cytosol; nucleoplasm. Gene Ontology annotation, molecular function: double-stranded DNA binding. The record is from RefSeq and is a predicted model, not a curated record. Lineage: Eukaryota; Metazoa; Chordata; Mammalia; Primates; Cercopithecidae.
AGAUCUCCUCCUGCAACUGCCACUCUGUGCACAGGAAAGGAGGGAGAAGAAGCCACCUUGCUUCCUCUUAUAUUUGACAAUCAUUCAUCAGAAUAGAGGUCCCUAAUGACCCACAUGUAAAUCUGCUGGCUAAGAAAGUUCUAAGGUUGGAACUCCAUUCAGAUAUCAACAUUUGUAAGAAAAAAAAAUUUAAAUAUAACUUUGAUAUAAAUUUUACUUUGAUAAGAUACCUACAGGAAAGAAACUGUUCAUUUUCUCUAACAGGAUGGAAAGCGAAAAACACUGGUGGGAGGUGGGAGGAGUCUGCACACUGUUUCACAGCUCCUCUCUCUCUAGGGCAAAGCAGAGUGUGAGGAAGCCAGUACUAGUCAAGUGAAGUGACUCUAAGGACGGCCAUUUUCCCUUACUGUCUUUGAAAACACUUCAUUUACUUAGCAUUUCAGAAGAUUAUAACAUCCUGUAUUUCAGUUUCUGAGAGCUUUACUGAUUGAGUUCCCUACUCAAAACAAUCCUCAUUUCCUACAUUUCUGAAGAUCUCAAGAUCUGGACUACUGUUGAAGAAAUUCCCAGUAAGGCUCACUUAUAUCUUUAGCGAUGGCAAGUAACUACAAGAAAAUUGUUCUACUAAAAGGAUUGGAGGUCAUCAAUGAUUAUCAUUUUAGAAUUGUUAAGUCCUUACUGAGCAACGAUUUAAAACUUAAUCCAAAAAUGAAAGAAGAGUAUGACAAAAUUCAGAUUGCUGACUUGAUGGAAGAAAAGUUCCCAGGUGAUGCUGGUUUGGGCAAACUAAUAGAAUUCUUCAAAGAAAUACCAACACUGGGAGACCUUGCUGCAACUCUUAAAAGAGAAAAGUUAAAAGUUGUGAAUAAAAUUGAAUCCAUUCCAGUCAAAGGAACAACCCCAUCUAAAAUGAGGAAACAGAAAGAAGUGGAUCCUGCUACACCUGCAUCCACCACAAGCAACACACUCACAGCUAAAGGAGCAGAGGAGACUCUUGGACCUCAGAAAAGAAGAAAACCAUCUGAAGAAGAGACUGGAACCAAAAGGAGUAAGAUGUCCAAAGAGCAGACUCAGCCUUCCUGCUCUGCAAAAGCCAGCACGUCCACAGCCAUGGGCUGUUCCCCACCUCCCCAGACCUCAUCAUCAGCUCCACCCAACGCUUCCUCAACUGAGAGCCUAAAACCAUUGGCCAACCGUCAGGCAACUCCCAGUAAAAAUAUUUUCCCAAAAGACCCAAUGAUCGUGAUGGUACUAAGUGCAACAAAGAUAUUUAAAUAUGAAUUCUCAGAAAAUGAGCAAAGAGCAAUGUUUCAUGCUACAGUGGCUACGCAGACACAGUUCUUUCAUGUGAAGGUUUUAAACAUCAACUUGAAGGGGAAAUUCAUUAAAAAGAGAAUCAUCAUUAUAUCAAAUUAUUCUAAACAUAAUAGUCUCCUAGAGGUGAAUGAAGCCUCUUCUGUAUCUGAAGCUGGUCCUGACCAAAUGUUUGAGGUUCCAAAGGACAUCAUCAUAAGAGCAAAGAAAACUCCGAAGAUCAAUAUUCUUCACAAACAAACUUCAGGAUAUAUUGUAUAUGGAUUAUAUAUGCUACAUACGAAAAUUAUAAAUAGGAAGACAACAAUCUAUGAAAUUCAGGAUAAAACAGGAAGUAUGACUGUAGUAGGAAAAGGAGAAUGCCACGAUAUCCCCUGUGAAAAAGGAGAUAAGCUUCAACUCUUCUGCUUUCGACUGAGAAAGAGGGAAAAUAUGUCAAAACUGAUGUCAGAAAUGCAUAGUUUCAUCCAGAUACACAAAAAUACAAGCCAGAGAAGCCAUGACGCCAGGAGCUUGGCACUACCCCAGGAACGGAGUCAGCAUCCAAAACCUUCAGAGGCUGGCACAACCCUACCUGAAAGCCGUCCCAAGACUCCUCAGAUGCCGCCAACAACCCCAUCCAGCAGUUUCUUCACCAAGAAGGAUGAAGCUCGCCCAGGAGCACAGUCACCGCCUGCAAACUUUAGAAUCAUCUCACCAACUGCGGCCCCUCCUGUUUCUUCUGAUACUUUCACCAACCGCCAUCCAGCAGUUCCUUAAAUAAGGUCACCAAGGACAAGGAUAUCAAACAAAUACCGUUCAAUCUUUAUUCCAGUGUGGAAAUUUUGCCUGAAGUCCUCCACCUAAAACCCUGAUGCCACUGGUAAUGAUGUUUAUGAAGAUAAGAUCAAAGCACAGAAAAUAAUAUAUGUAUAUAUAUAUCUGGUUGAAAUACUAUAUAUAUAUAUAUACACACCAGCUAUUAAUUCUAGGAAAUGGAGUAUUAAGGGUGAAUUUUAUUUCAUUAGUUUUACUUUUAUGCAUUUUCUUCAUAUCAUAUUUUGCAUUCAGAGUUUUCAUAACUUGAAAAAAAAUAAAUUUUUUCUUUAUAAAAGAAUGCUUCCAUAGGAGUUCUUUAAUCUAUCUGUGAGUUAUUUAAAAGCAAAUAAACUGUGGUCUGCAAGUCAGGGUGGGGCACACAGAUUUAUAGUUUGGAUGGGAUCUUUAAGGAAUAGGCCCUGGUAAAGACUGAACUGACUGUGCCCUGCCCAAAGAAACCAGACCAAGGGGGCAGGUAAGGGUGAAAUCCAGCCUAUGAUUCUGUUGCAAGCACUGUGUCCUGGGAAGGAGUUGCUCUAGCCAAAACUAGAGAUAUCUUUUCAGAAUUGGACUCCAGGAGGGGGAAUAAUUGGGUAAUUUGCUUGCCAAACCAGGCACCUUCUGGUGAUGUGCAUGAAGGCACUUGCCUAUGUUAAAGGAAAUCCUGGCCCUGUUUGAUGUAAAUUACCUGGUUCUGUACAUUUCCUUCAGCACCAACAGCUCCUCAGGAGCUCUCCAACCAUAUUUCCUCUUCUCACGUUCCAUUGUGUGAAUCCAUCAGAAAGUUGCCCCAGGCAGACAGUUAACUCAGGCAAACUGAAGAAUAAUUAAUUUAUUUUAGAGUAGAAUGGCAGAAAGUCGGUAUCUAAAACUUACAAUGUAUUUGUAGAUCAUAUAUUUGGUACCUGCUACAAUUAUUUUGUGUCACUUAAUCUUCACAGUAGCUCUAGACGGUUGACAGUUUUCUCCUUUUUACUCUCCAUAUAUAAAGCAAAAAGGGCACAGAAAGCAAAUUUACUUUCCAAGUGACACUUAGGUGGUCUUAUAUAGUCCUGAUUUAACAUCCAGGCCUGUUGUUCUGGCUUGGAUUAGGUGUGCUAAUGUUAGGAGAACAGGGAUAAGAUGCAAAUUAAACAGUGAAUAAGACGGAUUCCACCUAAGAUGGAGAAAGCUGAAAAGAGCCUCACUCUCACCCUUAUAAUUAGGAAAAAGUAGAUAAUUGCAAAAUCACAAUCUUCUGUACUCAUCAGAGAACUGUGGUGAUCUGAAGCUAUAUAUGCCCAGUUCAUCUAAGGAAAAGAGGCAUUAAAGUUCUGCCUUUAUGGUUUGGGCCAACAAUCCAAGGAAUAAAUAUAGUUGUUUUUUUUUUCCCCUCUUGCCCUGCACCUUUCUGAUUAUGUCUUUUAUGAGGCAUAAAGGUAAGAAGGUAUGAUAGAUUCAGAUACCAUGAAUAAGUUCUUUUAGACAUUCUUUGUUGCCAAAUAUCAUUGCUAAUAUUCAUGUGUGUGUGUGUGUGUGUGUGUGUAUGAGAUAAUUUGAUUCAUUUGGGAAAAUCAAAUUUUGAAGGAUGUUUUGAAGCCACUGAAUUGUUUCCUCAUGUGCAGUGAAAAAACUGAAAUUCAGAGAUUGAGUGAAGUGGUCAAAAUCACAUCAUUCAGCUAGUUAGGAAACAGAUUUCAUCUUGAGAAGAUGUCACAAACUGCUAAAACAUCCUCCAAAUUCAAAUUUGACUUAUGGACACUGAACAAAUAACUGCUUUAUAUACAAAUGAUAUUGGUAUUCUGAGCUACUCAAAUACAUAAUAUUCAUAUUACUUUAUGUAAACUAGGUAUAAUUGACCACUCUUGAGAAUGUAGAUGAUGGUAAUUAAGAGUUAGAGAAUGAGUCAUUUAGGUGCUUUGUCUAAUGUGUUUGCUGAUUUCUCCCUGAAAUUGUAACUUCUAAGGACAGUCAUGUCUGUAAAUGAGAUAAGAAAGGAAUUAUCUUCCACCCAAAAGAAUUAGCCUGUUCACUGUGUUUUAAUUUAAACAACUUCAACCUCUAGUGCCUGGACCCCAUUCUAUCUUAUAUUUUUAUAUCUUACCACACAUCAGAGUUCCUACAUGACCACAAGUAAGUGAGAAUCUGGGGCUUCCCCUAACUUUGAAAUGUGUGAACCAAAAAGAAAGACAGAACAGCUCACAGAGAUCUAAUGUACCCUCAUAGACAUUUUAGAGAUCAGUUUGUACCAAGUGGUUCUCUGCAAGAGGCAGAGAAAUAGCUCUGAGAGGAUCUCUAGUGUAUUAGCAAAUGAUUCUGAUUGGAAGAGGCAAACCCAACACUGUCGGCAAUAUUAUUUCUCUAAAACCACACAGUGAGGUAUGUAUUAGAAUUUUAUUAUGAUAAGAACACAUGAGAUCAACCACUUAACAAAUUUCAAGUUUACAGUGCAGGAUUACGAACUACAAGCACAGUGUUGUGCAGCAGAUCUACAGAGCUUAUUCAUCUGGCAUAUCUGAAAUUGUACGCCCAUCGAAUAGCAGCUUCCAUUUCCCCCUUCCUCCAGCCCCAGCCAACCACCGUUUUAUUUUGGCUAUUAUAGAUACUCUACAUAUGUGGACUCAUGCAGUAUUUAUUCUCUUAUGGCUGGCUUAUUACACUUAGCAGAAUGCCCUCAAGGUUCAUUCAUGCUGUAACUAUUGCAGAAUUUCCUUCUUUAAGAAAGAAUAACAUUCCUUAUCUAUAUACCUUAUACCACAUUUUCUUAUCUAUUCACUCAAAACUGGGACAUUUAGGUAGUUUUCACAGCUUGUCUAUUUUGAAUAAUACUGUGAUAUACAUGGGAGCACUGGUAAUAUCUCUUCAACUUCCUAUUUUAAUUAUUUUGCAUAAAUACCAAGAAGAGGAAAUCUUGGGUCAUAUGGUAUUCAUAUUUUUUCUUCCAACUUUUAUUUUAGAUUCAGGGACUACAGGUGCAGGUUUGUUACAUCAAUAAAUUGCAUAUCGGCUGGGAUUGGUAUACAAAUGAUUUUGUCACCCAGGUAGUGAGCACAGUACCUGAUAGGUAGUUUUUCAGUCUUCACCCUCCUCUCACCCUCCACCUUUAAGUAAACCACCAGCGUCUAUUGUGCUUCUUUUUGUGUCCUUGCAUACUCAGUGUUUAGCUCCUACUUAUUAGUGAGAACAAGUGGUAUUUGGUUUUCUGUUCCUGUGUUAUUUUGCUUCAGAUAAUGCCUUGCAGCUGCAUCUAGGUUCCUGCAAAGGACAUGAAUUUUUUUUUUUAUUACUCUGUACUGUACCAUAUUGUAUAUGUACCACAUUUUAUUUAUCUAAACCACUGUUAAUGGCCAUCUAGAUUGAUUCCAUGUCACUACUAUUAUGAAAAGUGCAAUAAGCAUACACAUGCACUUUGGGAGGCUGAUGCCAGUGGAUCAUCUGAGGUCAGGAGUUCGAGA